UCUGCUCUGACCUCAGUAACUUUACAAGCUAGCUCCCUGUGAUUAGCCACGUCAUGUAAAGUUAGCACUGGAGCACUUCUGAUAAAAAAGCAGCGAGGGGUCGCAGUGUGUUGGAGAUAUUGGCUGUGUUGUUAUUAAUAGCAGCUCUUGUUUCAUGGUUAUAACUGGGCAGUGAUCAUAUGGGAAGAUGUCAGACAUCGGGGACUGGUUCAGAAGCAUCCCUUUCAUCACCCGGUCCUGGUUCGCUGCUUCGAUUGCAGUUCCGUUUAUUGGAAAACUAGGACUGAUUGAUUUCAGGAACCUCAUGCUAUUUCCAGAGCUGGUCUUAAGCAGAUUUCAUCUCUGGAGACCAGUGACCGCCACCUUGUAUUUCCCAAUAACCCCUAACACUGGGUUUCUGUACCUGGUCAACCUGUAUUUCCUCUACCACUACUCCUCUCGGUUAGAGACAGGGGCGUUUGAUGGCAGACCUGCAGACUACAUCUUCAUGCUCUUCUUCAACUGGAUCUGCAUUGUUAUAACUGGGCUGCUGAUGAACAUGCGGCUGCUGAUGAUCCCACUGAUCAUGUCAGUGCUCUACGUCUGGGCUCAGUUCAACAAAGACAUGGUCGUGUCCUUCUGGUUCGGAACACGAUUCAAGGCACAUUAUCUACCUUGGGUCAUUUUGGUUUUCAACUUCAUCAUUGGUGGCUCGUUUGUAAAUGAACUAACGGGGAACCUGGUGGGUCACCUCUACUUCUUCCUCAUGUUCAAAUAUCCCAUGGACCUGGGAGGACGCGCCUUCCUCUCCACACCAGAGUUCUUGUAUCGGUUCUUCCCCAACAAGAGGGGAGGAGUGUCGGGCUUUGGAGUCCCCCCCAGCAGACCAGCUGCCCAGGAGCAGGCUGGAGGAGGCGGGGGAGCAGGAGGAGGAAGAGGACGUCACAACUGGGGCGAAGGCUUCCGCCUGGGGGGAGAAUGAGCGUCGAGACAAGAAGAGAGAGAGAGAGAGCUACCCCUCACCCCCAUCCCUGUUUUCUCCCAUAACAAAUGGCGUUGAUGUUUCAGGUUAAAGUGCUCGCUUUUUCUCUUUCUUUCGUUUGAGGAAAACCUUGACUUAGAAUUUAAUUCACAACUAUGUUCUAAAGGCUCCAAGGGGAUGAAAUUUGAGGAAGCAAGCAUUUUAACCAAGAAAGCACCGCACAGCAGGACUCCGACAAUAGGCUCAAUUAACCAAGUAAAGCCAGCUCUUCUAUUACUACUACUGCGGGUGUUUCCAUGUGAAGCAGAUAGAAGGAAAUAUGAAUAAAUGUUUUUUUUUUAUGUGAUGAUUCUUGAGCCCCCCUCUUCUCUACACCCUUCCAUUGGACUGUCAAGCCAAGAGAUGUUGCAGCUGCACACCAGCUUGUUGUUAAUUUUGACUCAUGUCCUGUCCUCUCCCUCUCUCUCUCUGUGAUGCCAUAUCAGAUUACAUUGUAAUUACCAACGCACUGGGAAUGUGCUCUCAGCUGAACAUGGGCAAAGCUAUUUAGAGAGCAAUGUUUCCAGGUCUGAUUUUACAUUGGUGUAAGAUGUUUUUAAGCCUUUGUGGCACAGACCUGAUCUUCUCUGUCUUAAGUUCUGAUCUUGACCGAAAUAAGGUAAAGAUGGGAUUUUGCUCUUUUUGUAAAUAUAACAGUUGUUUAUUGAAAGGAUGAGCGAGUCUGAGAGUUUAAUUAUCGUACUAUCCAUGUCUCCUUAAUCUUCUUCUCCAGAGUCAGGAGAGCUCAGCCAAUUAUGUGCCAUUGUGGCUGGUUGAGAAUCACUGACUAUACAGAAUAUACAAUUAGGGCUGACACCAAUUAUUAUUUUCCAUAUCAAUUAACCGCCAAUUAU
Anoplopoma fimbria (sablefish) is the source of this 1854-nucleotide messenger RNA. RefSeq names its product derlin 1 (gene derl1). Gene Ontology annotation, cellular component: endoplasmic reticulum membrane; Hrd1p ubiquitin ligase ERAD-L complex. The record is from RefSeq and is a predicted model, not a curated record. Gene Ontology annotation, molecular function: misfolded protein binding; ubiquitin-specific protease binding. The transcript has 8 exons. NCBI's taxonomy places the organism in Eukaryota, Metazoa, Chordata, Actinopteri, Perciformes, Anoplopomatidae. Gene Ontology annotation, biological process: endoplasmic reticulum unfolded protein response. Bases 188 to 961 code for a protein of 257 amino acids.